AUGGAUGUUGAAAAAACAAUUCACGAAAAUGAUAUUGUUACAUCAGCCUCUGGUGUAAUAGCAUUGUUAAAUGAGGAAGACGCUAGUUUGAAAAUUUUUGGAUUAGAAAAAUUAAAUUCAGUAGUAGAUAUAUAUUGGCCUGAAUUAGCUGAUUAUAUUUUUAAAAUCGAAGAAUUAUGUGAGGAUGAUGGAUUUAGUGGUAAAGAGCUAGCUAAUUUAGUUGCAAGCAAGGUUUAUUAUCAUUUAGAAAAAUAUCCAGAAGCUUUAAAAUAUGCUUUAUGUGCAGGCAAAUUAUUUAAUAUUAAUGAAAAAUCUCAAUAUAUAGAAACAAUGCUUGCAAAAUGCAUUGAAAAGUAUGUAGAAAUAAGGGAAAAGAAUUAUGAAGGUGUAGAUUCAAACUAUGCUCGAAAUAAUGCUAUUAAUUAUUCUAAUAAUGAAAAUAGUUUUAGUAACUCUUAUACUUUAAAUACUAAUUAUAAUAAUAUAGAUCCUGGAUAUAAGCGAGGAAAAGGUGACCUAAACACACAUAACAGCAUUGAUAACGAUAAUAAUAAUAAUAAUAGAAAUAUAUAUGAAAGUUACGAUUACAAUACUAAAGGAAUAAAUGCCAAUACGACCACCAAAAACAGUAAUAAUAUAUUAAUCGGAGAUAAUGAAAAUGAUAAAAUAAAAAAUGAAAAUAAUAUUUUUAAAGAUGAUCUAAAUAAUGAUAUAAAUAAAAAAAUGGAAAAAUUUGUUGAUGAUAUGUUAGAAAUAUGUAUUAAAAAUAAUAGUAUAAAGGAAGCAUUAGGAGUUGCUCUUGAUGCUAGGCGUUUAGAUAAAGUUGAAUAUAUAAUAUUAAAUGCACCAAAUAAAUUAGAAAUAUUACAACAUUCUAUUUUAAAUGAAAGGCACAUUAAUACCACAAAAAAAUUCCGUAAAGAUUUUUUUAGAUUACUUGUAAAAAUAUAUCUAUCAAUGAAUGAAGAAGAAAUAAAAUACGAAUAUGUAAAUUUAUGUGAAUGUUUAUUUUAUAUUAAUGAUUAUAAAACAGUUGCUGAAAUAUUAUUAAAACUAAUUGAAAACUAUCAUUUAAUGGUAUAUCAAAUUUCGUUUGAUUUGGUAGAUUUAGAAAAUAUAAAUUUUUUAAAAAAUAUUUUAAAAGAAAUAAAAGAAAUUAUAAUUAAAAAUAAGUCUUAUUAUUAUGGGGAAGAAAAUUAUAAACAUCUAAAUACAGAUUUGUCAAAAAAAAAUAAUAAUAGUGGAAAUAAUGGUGGAAAGAGUGAGCAUGCAUCUGAUCAAGAUGUAAAAAAAGAUGAUAGUCAAGAAUCAAAAAAUACACAAAAUGUUCAAGAUAAUUCAGAAGGAAACGGUCAAAUUGGAACAAUAAAUGAUGACACUGACCCAAUUGGAUCCACGUCUGUUGUUGCAAAUAGCGAUGAUAAAAAUGAUAAAGAAAAUACAGAGAAAGAUAAAAUCCCUGAAGACGUACUCAUCUAUGUAAAUGAACAACAUCAUUUAUAUGAAAAAAUAAAAAAAUUAAUUUUUAUAUUAACAGGAAAAAUAACAACAAGUUUGUAUAUUGAAUUUUUACAUCGUAAUAAUCAUGCUGAUUUAAUUUUAUUAGAUAAUUAUAAAAAUGUAAUAGAUUCAAGAAGCAGUAUAACACAUCAUGGUAUUGUUAUAGCACACAGUUUAAUGCAAGCUGGAACGACUUGUGAUGUUUUUUUGCGUUCAAAUAUUGAAUGGUUAUCUAAAGCAGUAAAUUGGGCUAAAUUUUCAUCAACUGCUUCAUUAGGUGUUGUAUAUAAAGGCCAUGUUAAUCAAUCUUUUAUGGUUUUAUCAUCUCAUUUGCCUUAUAAUGAUAUAUCAAGGCAGAUUACAAAUAACAUAAACGCAAAUAUAUCACAAAGCGAUGUAUAUUCAGAGAGUGGGUCUUUAUAUGCAUUGGGUUUAAUACAUGCUACUUAUAAUACAAAUUAUAAAAAAGUUAGAGAUUUUUUAUUGUCGCAAUUAAAAGCAAGUAACAAUAAUGAAGUAUUACAACAUGGCUGUUGUUUAGGCUUAGGUUUAGUAUGUUUAGAACAAAAUGAUGAUGAACAAGUAUAUGAUGAAUUGAAAUCUGUUAUGUAUUCAGAUUCUGCAGUAUCGGGUGAAAGUGCUGCAUAUGCAAUUGGAUUAUUAAAAUUGGGUAGUGGCGAUGAAAAAUGUGUUGAUGAAUUAUUAGCAUAUGCUCAUGAUACACAACAUGAAAAAAUAACAAGAGCAUGCAGUAUAAGUUUAGGUUUUGUUAUGUUUCAAAAAGAAAGAGAAGCAAAUAAUUUAAUAGAAGAAUUAAUAAAUGAUAAAGAUGCAAUAAUAAGAUAUGGUGGUAUGUUUACAAUUGCACUAGCAUAUUGUGGUUUAUCUAAUUAUAAUAAACAUAUUAUUAAAAAAUUAUUACAUUUUUCAGUUUCAGAUGUAAGUGAUGAUGUUAGAAGAGCUGCUGUAAUAGCAUUAGGUUUUGUUUUAUGUAACACUCCUGCCCAAGUUCCAAUGUUUUUAAAUUUAUUAGUAGAAAGUUAUAAUCCACAUGUACGAUAUGGUGCUGCUUUGGCAUUGGGUAUUGCAUGUGCAUCUACUGCUAAUGAAGAAGCUGUUAAUAUGUUGAUCCCACUUUUAACAGAUACUACAGAUUUUGUUAGACAAAGUGCUUUUAUAUCAUUAGGUUUAAUUUUUCAGCAAUCCAAUGAACAUGUUAGUCCAAAUUUUAAAAAAUUUAAAGAUGAAAUAAUGAAAAUAUUAUCAGAUAAACAUGAAGAUAUUAUUGCUAAAUUUGGAGCUACAGUAGGCCUGGGUUUAUUAGAUAUAUCUGGUCGAAAUGCUAUUUCAACAUUUUUUACAAGAAGAGCUAAUAUUAUAAGGCCGCAGUCAGCAGUUGGUUUUUGCUUAUUUUGUCAAUUAUGGUAUUGGUUUCCAUUAAUUCAUAUGAUUAGUUUAACUUUCUUACCAACUUGUUUAAUUGGAUUAACAGAAGAUUUAAAGGUUCCUAAAAAUUUUACUAUUUUAUCGACUAAAAAUCAAGCUUUUGAUUAUCCUUCCUUUUUAAGCAAAGAAAAAAUUCAAGAAAAAAAAGAAACUGUUACUGCUAUUUUAUCAACAACUGAUAAAAGAAAAACAUUAAAAUUGAAAAAACAAAAAAAUGAAAAUAAAUUAACAAAAGAAAAAAACCCACAAGAUGAUAGUAGCUCAGUUCUUUCUGAUGGAAAGUCAAUGAAAAAUUUAGAAAUCCUAAGCACUGCUGCAACGAUUGGACAAUCAAGCCAUGUUUCCCAUGCAGAGAGUGUUGAAGGGAGUGCAAAUGGCGAAAAUUUAAAUGAUCAGCAAAAUGAUGCAAACCAGUUUUCACAGUUACAACGAAUUAAAAAGUCAGACAAGGGAAAGUCACCUUCUCUUUCCCACACGAUUAACACGGUUGAUAUGAAAAACCCAUGUAGAGUAAUAAAAACACAAGAAAAAUAUAUAGAAUACUCUCCAAAUAGUAGAUUUAAGCCAAUUAUUAGUACCAGAAAGUUUGGAUUCGUCAUGCUUUCAGAUACGACUCCAUCCGAACCCUUUGAUUUCAUUGAACCUAAAUUAGAAAAUGGAAACAAAAAAGAGGCUCCACCAUUUGAACCUUUUUCUUGGAAGGAUGAAAAUUAA
Molecule: messenger RNA, 3660 nt
Organism: Plasmodium berghei ANKA
Lineage: Eukaryota; Apicomplexa; Aconoidasida; Haemosporida; Plasmodiidae
Product: 26S proteasome regulatory subunit RPN2, putative
Exons: 3
Coding region: 1-3660 (1219 amino acids)
Biological process (GO): proteasome-mediated ubiquitin-dependent protein catabolic process; regulation of protein catabolic process
Cellular component (GO): proteasome storage granule; proteasome complex; proteasome regulatory particle, base subcomplex
Molecular function (GO): enzyme regulator activity
Source: RefSeq, a predicted model, not a curated record